AGGGCCCCAGUGGUCACCCAGGGGUGGAAAGAUAACUGUCACCGAUAAACCUCCCAAAUAAUUUUAUGUCUUGCCGCCAGUCAUCUCUUCACCAGCAAAUUCAACCCAAAUAAUGCUCAAAUUGAGCAGCUAAAACGACAACGGAGACUCAUAUCAGAUGUCGUUUCUCUCACUUCUCUCACCGCCUCGCUUCUCUCUCAUCACCUCUCAAACAACCACCACUUUCGCCGUUCACAGCUCUCCCUCUCCGCCGCCGCCGACGAGCAUCUCUCUGCCAACGCCGCCAAUCUCCGACCAGUCUCCGCCGCUAAGUUGCGCUCUCCACUGCUCUCACUUCAACUCGUGUUCUGGUUGCACACAUGAGUUCAAUCUGCACCGGCCAGCUAUUGUUGAUGAAGCUUCAGUCUUUUUUAAGAAUUUCGGUGUUAAGGAUUUUAGUUUCGAUACAUGUAGACUGUGGGGAUGGAGGUGCCGUGCAAAACUAGCAGUUCGUGGUUCAGCAUCUGACCCUGUGAUCGGGCUCUAUGAAGAGGGUACUCAUAAUGUAGUUGAUAUUCCUGACUGUAAAGCUCAUCACCCAAACAUUAAUGCAGCUGUGGAUCUUCUAAGAAAAGGUAUGGUUGAAUUCAAGAUCCAUCCAUACGAUGAAGACCAGGGGACUGGUCUAUUGAGAUAUGUUCAAAUGGCCGUAACUACAUACAAUACAUCGCUCCCCGCUUCAGAACGAUAUAGAAAUGGCAAAGUACAGCUUUCCUUAGUUUGGAAUUCAAGAAAUGAAAAUUCACCCUUUUCAGAUAGACUAGAUGCCCUGGCUAAGUUCCUGUGGAAGUAUGGUGGCCCUAACAGUAAGCACCACUUGAUUCAUUCUGUAUGGGUUAACUUUCAAACAUCAACGAACAAUAUAAUAUUUGGUAAUAGAUGGAGGCAUCUCCUGGGGGAAAGAGAUUUGUGGGAGCAUGUUGGAGGAAUUGAUGUUUCCAUGGCUCCUUCAAGCUUUGGUCAAGCAAAUACUAGGGCUUUCGAUUCCUUGCUCCGGAAGCUACACAAGUAUGUUCCGUACGGCACCUCAGUUGCUGAUCUUUAUGCAGGAGCUGGUGUCAUUGGACUAUCAUUGGCAGCUGCAAGAAAAUGCAGGUCGGUUAAAUGUGUUGAGGUCAACAAAGAAUCAAAGCUAUCUUUUGAGAAGACAGCAGAGCGACUACCAGUCAGUGUGGAUAGUAGCAUCAGCUGGCACCAUGCUGACACUUCUAUUGAACCACUUACAUGGCUUGUGGGGGCUGAUGUUGUCGUUGUUGAUCCACCCAGGAAGGGACUGGACCCAUCCUUAGUUAAUUUAUUGCGAAAUAUAUCAUCAGUGGAGCGUAAAGUAAACAUAUCUGGAAGUCCUGUUGCAAAAGUUAAAGAUGAAAAGAGGCCUUGGGUUAUACGUUCGAAAGAAGCCUCACUGCAGAUUCGGAGUCAAACAGUGCAUGAGGAGAGUCAAGCGCUACCUCGGACUCUUAUCUAUAUAAGUUGUGGCUGGGAGAGUUUUAAGGAGGAUUGCAAGAUGUUGCUAUCUAGUAAGGCAUGGCAUCUGGAUAAAGCACAUGGUUUUAAUUUCUUUCCCGGAACCCAGAGCAUUGAGGUGUUGGCAGUGUUUAAAAGAGGACCAGGAGUAGGCAACAAGAAAAAGAAACCUGGAAAGAAGAAGAAGAAGAAAACCACUUUAAAAAAUAUUUAGACAUAGUUGCCACAUAGCUGGUUGCUCUUCACAUGUGCUUAACCAGGAAGGAGAAAUUUUUUUGAUGUCGAACAAAAAUUUCUCUAGCAUUACAUAUUUUUGUGAAGGGUCUGUAACCCGAGUAUUUUGUCAAUAAUGUAACAUCUGACAAUUUUUUAGAUAAAAAUUUUCUACAUGUGGUAGUUUUGCUGCU
This is a messenger RNA of Daucus carota subsp. sativus, 1913 nucleotides long. RefSeq lists its product as uncharacterized. The record is from RefSeq and is a predicted model, not a curated record. Gene Ontology annotation, biological process: RNA processing. Gene Ontology annotation, molecular function: RNA methyltransferase activity. The transcript has 15 exons. Lineage: Eukaryota; Viridiplantae; Streptophyta; Magnoliopsida; Apiales; Apiaceae. The coding region runs from base 158 to 1720 and encodes 520 amino acids.